This is a messenger RNA of Xiphophorus maculatus (southern platyfish), 1522 nucleotides long. It is a transcript of the gene rgs2, whose product is annotated as regulator of G-protein signaling 5-like. The coding region runs from base 206 to 811 and encodes 201 amino acids. Lineage: Eukaryota; Metazoa; Chordata; Actinopteri; Cyprinodontiformes; Poeciliidae. The record is from RefSeq and is a predicted model, not a curated record. The transcript has 5 exons.
UUGAAAACCAGCAGCAUUUUCAGGGAGGGAAUGUUUAUGCAGUGACAGCCUCUCUUCUGCCUCAGGCAAAGUCACAGGCAGAGGCAUACCAGAGUCCAUUCAGAGUCUGGUUGGACCGCCCUCCUAUACGUCAUCCAUGACUUCCAGAGCAAAAAGUAUAAAGCAGCCUCACAAGCCAAGAGGGAGAAAGAGACUAGACUAAACCAUGAGAGAGAACCUCAGCAGCAUGUCGUCACAAAACAUGGCUCUUCCUGACUGCAUGAAACCCAGUGACCUGUCUGCAGAGAAAAGGGGGAUAAAGAGAAAGAACUGGAGAAACAGAAUAAGAUUUCUGUGGACAAACUCUUCCAAGUCGAUUCUGCAUCCAAUGAAAAAUAAGUCAUACAGGCCAAGUGUUGAUGACGUGAAUCAAUGGGCACAGUCACUUGACAAACUACUCGGCCAUAAAUAUGGGAAAGCUGCCUUCCAUAUCUUUUUGAAGUCCGAGUUCUGUGAGGAAAACGUCGAGUUUUGGACGGCUUGUGAGAACUUCAAGUCCCUCACGUCACAAAAAGCGCUGACAUCCAAGGCCAACCGCAUCUAUGAGGAGUUCAUUAAAAGUGAAGCUCCAAAGGAGAUAAAUCUGGAUUUCAACACAAGAAAUGCUAUUGAGCAAUGCUUACAUGCACCCACUGCCACGAGCUUCCAUGCUGCACAGAAGAAAGUCUACAGCUUGAUGGAAAACAAUUCCUACCCUAGGUUUAUCCACUCAGACCUCUACAAGGAACUGUGUGCAGUUGCCAGUGGAAAUAGCAAGCUCAUAAAGUGCUAGUCAAACCACACACACACUCCUGAAGUCAUUUGUUUACCGCUAUGACUGUGAGUUCAGUGCAGAUGAUGUUCAUUCCAGGAGCUGCAUCAGGAUAACAGACCUGAAUGCAAAUUUUGAACAUUAACAGCGGCAGCGAGUGUGGAAAAUGCAAAGUGAAUUUUUAGGUUGUCCUGCUGCGGGAUUUCAACAAGGAAGCUGUGAGGUUAAUAUAAAUAAGCUGCAGGAAAAGUGCAGAAACUUUUUACAAGGUGGAAUUAAGGUUACAUUUUCAUCACCGGGUCAUUACCCACAUUUUUUUUUUUUUUUGAUCCACUAUUACAAUUUUAGGCCAUUUCAAGUUUUAUGGAACAAUACACUUAGAACAGAAUAACAUUGCAGAGCUGCAGAACUGAGAAAUGGAAGCACUGAACUGUGCUUCUCUGCUCCAAUGAAACCGACAGUGCUGUAAGAAUGUAUGUUUAGUCAAAAUCCACUGAAAAACUAUGUAAAAGAGUCUUACACUUUUCUGUAACCCCUUUUUUUUUACUCGCAUUUGCACUUGUUUACACAAGGUGUGCAAGUUUAAUGUGUAUGAUAAUGUCAACUGUUUUCACUGCAAAUGAUUGUGAGAAUGUAAAUACUGUAAUCCUGCACUAGAUAUCAUAUUUCAUGUAUAUUUAAGCUUUGGGCAGCUGGCCUGCUUUAGAAAUAAAAUAUUUUCUCAAUGUUGAA